GGGCCAUUUAUUUACUUCACACUCCAGUUACCUGUGCACUGGUCUUCAGAAAUCUCCCUAAGAUUGUGUGACUGUCUCAUUUUUGUUAUCAGAAUGUCUGGUCGUGGAAAGAAGGUCCAGAAAGUCGCUGCUGGUAAAUCCUCCAGAUCCUCUAAGGCAGGUCUCCAGUUCCCAGUUGGCCGCAUCCACAGGUACCUGAAGAAGGGUAACUACGCUAAGAGGAUUGGAUCUGCAGCCAGCAUCUACAUGGCAGCCACAAUGGAAUACUUAUGUGCUGAGGUCCUGGAGCUGUCGGGAAAUGCAGCCAGAGACAACAAGAAAUCCCGGAUCUUGCCCCGACACAUUCAGCUGGCUGUCAGGAAUGAUGAGGAACUGGCCAAGCUGUUUGAUGGGGUCACUAUAGCUGAUGGAGGAGUGUUGCCAAAUAUCCAUGCAAUUCUACUGCCAAAGAAGACCUCAAGAGGCCCAUCCUCUGAAGAGCCUAAAGCUGUAGAGUCUCAGGAAUUUUGAGCCUUGCAUUGGUUUUAUCACUUAACUAUAAGGCACUUGUUGUUUUUUUGUGUGCUAUUUUAACUUAUAAAAUGUUUUUAAAUUGUAAUGCUGAUUAAAUAUAAUCUUUUAGUAACAUU
Molecule: messenger RNA, 629 nt
Organism: Pseudophryne corroboree (corroboree frog)
Lineage: Eukaryota; Metazoa; Chordata; Amphibia; Anura; Myobatrachidae
Product: histone H2A, sperm-like
Exons: 2
Coding region: 94-510 (138 amino acids)
Biological process (GO): heterochromatin formation
Cellular component (GO): chromatin; nucleosome
Molecular function (GO): protein heterodimerization activity; DNA binding; structural constituent of chromatin
Source: RefSeq, a predicted model, not a curated record